Messenger RNA from Pocillopora damicornis (cauliflower coral), 2568 nucleotides. RefSeq lists its product as uncharacterized. The record is from RefSeq and is a predicted model, not a curated record. Lineage: Eukaryota; Metazoa; Cnidaria; Anthozoa; Scleractinia; Pocilloporidae.
GGGUUAAGCUUAGCGAAGAUCCAGUGGAACAAACUUACUGGGCGGCGACCAACAGUGAAAGGUCUUUGCGAAAAUUUUAAAUUCUGGUUCGUUUGCACUGGUAGGCGAAGAAAGAUGCUCGAGUUCUCAAGAUUCGCGAAAAUGGCUUUACUCAAAGGGAAUACGAGGUCACAAUUGUCUUAAGUUCACUUCACUGCUAACAUUAGCUCAACAUGAUAUGAUAGAAGAACAAAUGCAAACCUUCUUGUUGUUUUAAGACAAAGGCAGGUGAUAGGAAAUUCGACGCCACAAUUGUUUCCAGUCAAACUGUGUACAUUAUUCAGGGGAGAAUGAGGGGUUUUAUGCUGAAAAGACAAGAGUGUUUCGAAUAAUGUUUUGGCGUAAACGGGAAAGCAUUUGUUUGGAUUAAACGUUCUCAGCUUCAACCAUCAAAGAGUCAAUUUGAGUCCACGGGAUAGUUCGUGAGAAGACGUCUGCUCUUAGACAUUUAAUGACUUUAUUCCGAGUAUUUUGAAAAGACAAGCAGAUGGCGGAUUAAUCCACAAACUAGACCUGGAGGCGGGGAUAUCCUUGAGCAAGGAACAAACAUAUAUCAUUUUACUACAGCGUGUACGUGAUACACUCUAGUCAUUCAAAUAACGUCAAGUUCAUUUGAAAGAAAAGAGUACUUACCAUACUUAAACUUGGAAUGUUUUGUGACAGCGUGGACUGGAGGUAAAGUUACGCAACAGAUUUUGUUCAACGAAGAUUCUAGAUAGCAGACAUCAGAGCAGAAAUUAAGACUACGUACUCUUCACAAACUGCCUGCAGCUAAAAGAGGAAAUAUCUCAAGGCUACUCAGUCUGGCUUAAGACUGGAUGAUCACGAAAACUCGGUGGUAAAGUGAAAAAUAUAAGAUUUCAUACAACAAGGAAUUCAAAAGCAGACACUUAAUACGGAAAAAGUCAAAGCUGCAAAAUUUUCUGAGAGCUCACGAUAAGUGACCAUAUUUUCAAGACCUGUUGCAAAUAGAAGUGCUUGGUAAUAAGAUGAGUGCUACUCCAGAGCCAGAAAAGAAAAUCAAUAAUACAUUCCCCGAAACAGAGCCAGAAUCAUUCGAUAAUCGUCCGACAGCUGAAGGAAUAGCUGAACCUCUACCAGAAUGGUCGAAGGCGGUCGAUGAAUGGGGGAUUAUCUGGGAUUUUCACCAGUAUGGCUUAGGUGCGAUAUUUGCCUUUGUUUUCUUUUUGAUUGUACUUUCCCUGUGGAAGCGCUUCAAAGGAGUGCGAAUCCUCAAACAAAACAAGGUUCCCAGCGUUGUUUUGAGUCUUCUGGCUCUGUUUUGCGCCACAAGAAGUCUGUUCCUCUGCAUGGAUGCAUACCACUGGCGGAAAACUGCACCGUAUUAUGUUAUCAACGUUCUUUGGGGCAUCGGACAGCCUUGCAUCAUAACCGCCUACACCCUGAUGUUUAUAGUGUUAAGGAACGCACUGAUACUCAAACAGCGGUUCCAAAAAUGGUAUAAUACAAGGAAUAUUGCCUUAGCAACGCUGCCAUAUUUUUUCUUCGCGUUUGGAGCAGAACUUGCUAUUUCUUUCGUUCCAGAGUUCAAAGGCCUCGCCCUUACUUGCCAGAUUUUGUACCUUUUAUUUGGUUUUUCUCUUACGGUGUUUUACUUUUUCAUAUCGAUUUUAAUCUGGAAAAAAUUCAAAUUGAUUGACUCCUCCAAACGUUGGGCUACGGAGCCAGCGGAAGGUCGUGGAUCCCGCACGCGCGCAAUUCUCCGCAUGUGUCUCGCAGCGGUCGCGGGCGGCGUUUUAAUUUGCGUUAUGCAAGUCUACGCAAUGGCGGGCGUCUAUGGCGUUUUUUCCGAUGCGCGCUUCGUUUCUGCAUGGCCAUGGUUGGCGUUUCAAACAAUGUUUCGUCUCGUGGAGAUUUACAUGACAGUUGUACUGUUUUAUGCCGUCAGUGCGAGGAGCGUCGACAAGAAAGGUGAAAUGACACCGACUACGAUUGUUUCAGCGGAGAUUCCCGAAAAUGUUAAUGCUAUUGAAUUGCAAACGGUUUGAUUGGCAAAAGAUUUUCCUUGUGGGAAAACAAGAAAAAUACAUCUUCAAAUUUAUCACUAAUGAAUUGAACAGUGGUUUUCAUUUAAUAAGAAGGAAACGCUAACAUUGUUUUGAGUUCUUUUGUGUGUUGUGUUGCUAGGCCAAGGAGGUUUGGGCACAAAAACGAGGAGCACGUUUAAUAAUUGUGAAAAAAACAUUUCGAAAAAACACGACAUACGUUAGGCCCUGUCCGACACUACGACCUAUAAAUUUCAAAUCGGUGUUCUCACUCUGAGGUGAAUAGUAGAACUAGCCGUACAAAUUAAGUUGUUUUCAAGUUCACGGGGCGUAAUGUUGGCGAGGCCCCAAGUGACUAAAAACAUGCAUUAAGAACUGAACGAGGACAAAGUAUCAAAAUGUUUGUAUGUAUCCUAACAUAUAUUUCCACUAGAACUAGUUUGUUUUUGACGAAGCGUUAAUUAAAAAUUAACGGGAUUGUAACCUUUGAGGAUAAUUAUUAAAAGUCCUUUGUUUAUACUGA